GAAGUGAGUUGCAGCAGCAGCAGCAACAGCAGCAGGAGCUCCGGAGAGAAAAGAAAAGAGAAACAAGACCCGGGCCGGACGGAACACGGAGAUUGCCCAAACUCUCGGAAUUAGCAGGAGAUUUAACAGCUGUACAUUUCGAGCAAUCAUUUAUUAUAACUGUUCGGUCUUAUAAAGCGUCAUAAGGGAGGGAGUUGUAAAUACAUUUAGAAGGAACGAAAACAAUAGUGACACAGCGAAGAGGAGUCGGCGUUAGCAUUAGCUGCUUAGCUGGUUAGCUAAAACACUACCGUUUCGUUCCUGGAGUGAGCUCUGACACGAUGACGUCGAGGAAGAAAGUUCUGCUGAAAGUCAUCAUCCUCGGGGACUCGGGAGUGGGAAAGACCUCUCUGAUGAACCAGUACGUGAACAAGAAGUUUAGCAAUCAGUACAAAGCCACAAUAGGAGCCGACUUCCUGACAAAAGAGGUGAUGGUGGACGAUCGACUUGUCACAAUGCAGAUUUGGGACACAGCGGGUCAGGAGCGUUUCCAGUCUCUGGGCGUGGCGUUCUACCGCGGCGCUGACUGCUGCGUGCUCGUCUUCGACGUCACGGCACCGAACACCUUCAAGACGCUGGACAGCUGGAGGGACGAGUUUCUGAUCCAGGCCAGCCCCCGAGAUCCUGAGAACUUCCCCUUCGUCGUGCUCGGUAACAAAAUCGACCUGGAGAACAGGCAGGUAACCACUAAACGGGCACAGGCCUGGUGCCAGAGCAAGAACAACAUCCCUUACUUUGAGACCAGCGCCAAGGAGGCCAUCAACGUAGAGCAGGCUUUUCAGACCAUCGCACGCAACGCACUCAAACAGGAAACCGAGGUGGAGUUGUACAACGAGUUCCCAGAGCCGAUCAAGCUGGACAGAAACGAGAGAGCCAAGCCAUCAGCGGAGAGUUGCAGCUGCUGAAGAUGUACAGGAGGCGCUACUGAUCACCCUCCACCCUCUCUGGCCUUGUUCCUCCUUUUUCCCCUGUUUACACAUCUGUCUCUUUAUCUCUCUCUUGUCUUUCCUUCUUUCCCUCAAUGUAAUCACUGGCCUUCAUAGAGCAGCCUCUUCUAGAAUAUACUCUAUACAGAUUGCACUCACUCUCUCGCUCACACACACACACACACACAUACAGCAGUUCUCGAUAGGCUUUACAUUAAGCCUAAAAAAAUACUUAAGAAGAAAGUGUUUUCAGGCCCUCAGUAGUGGCUCUUUUAACUUUAAUCUCAUCACUAGUCCUAACCCCCUUCUUUAAACAUCCUUGUUUUCUCUCUCUCUGUAUACACACACGCACACACACAUAGUUCAUUCUGAAACUCUCCACACUUGAAUGCUUUCUGAGACUUUUUAUACCUACACCCCAUCGUGUUAACUGGAACCUGUACGUAUGCAAUGAUGCAGAUGGAUGGGGCUGUGUAAUAUAUCGAUGUAUUAAAGCUCUGUGUUGGUA
Messenger RNA from Clarias gariepinus (North African catfish), 1473 nucleotides. RefSeq names its product RAB7a, member RAS oncogene family (gene rab7a). The record is from RefSeq and is a predicted model, not a curated record. The coding region runs from base 321 to 944 and encodes 207 amino acids. Gene Ontology annotation, biological process: phagosome-lysosome fusion; endosome to lysosome transport. Gene Ontology annotation, cellular component: late endosome; lysosome; phagocytic vesicle. The transcript has 6 exons. Lineage: Eukaryota; Metazoa; Chordata; Actinopteri; Siluriformes; Clariidae. Gene Ontology annotation, molecular function: GTP binding; GTPase activity.